This is a messenger RNA of Symbiodinium sp. CCMP2456, 347 nucleotides long. NCBI's taxonomy places the organism in Eukaryota, Dinophyceae, Suessiales, Symbiodiniaceae. The record is from the annotation of a GenBank genome assembly.
AUGGAUGCAUUGUUCGGGCUUGCCCGGCACAGCGAUGCCAAGCCUGAUGAAGGCAACAACAUGUCUUAUGAUAUGUGGGAGACCAUCUGCAACAGCUGCGCGAAAUUUGGAAGCAACGUCGCCUACGCUACAAGUGAUGGGCCUGUAACUUACAAGGAGGUUUUCGAGAAGGUGAAAUGCCUGAGCGUUUCCUUGGGGCAGAUGCUUUCGGAGUUCGAUUUCGAGCAGUCCCAGCCUUCCUUCUCGGUGCUGAUGCCGAACUGCCCCACACACGUGGACCUGUUUUUGGCAGCGGCCGCGACACGAGCCAAGAUGGUGUGCCUGAACCACCGGCUGAAGCUGGAAGA